Molecule: messenger RNA, 2183 nt
Organism: Phacochoerus africanus (Common warthog)
Lineage: Eukaryota; Metazoa; Chordata; Mammalia; Artiodactyla; Suidae
Gene: SLC25A30
Product: solute carrier family 25 member 30
Exons: 10
Coding region: 153-1028 (291 amino acids)
Biological process (GO): mitochondrial transport
Cellular component (GO): mitochondrial membrane
Source: RefSeq, a predicted model, not a curated record
GCUGUCUUUUCUCCAGCUCCAGCGCAGCAACCGGCCCUGGCUGCGGAUUUUUCUGGGCGGGAGGCGGUGCAAGGCCGCCGCGGCCGCCGGGGCGAACCCUGUUGUUGGAGGCUAUGUGUCUCUGAACCAGAGGAGGAGGGACGGCGGCGAGCAUGUCGGCCCUGAACUGGAAGCCCUUCGUCUACGGGGGCCUGGCCUCCAUCACGGCGGAGUGCGGUACAUUUCCAAUUGACUUGACCAAGACACGGCUCCAGAUUCAAGGCCAGAAGAAUGAUGCAAACUUUAAAGAAAUUAGAUAUCGAGGAAUGUUGCAUGCGUUAGUGAGGAUAGGCAGGGAAGAAGGCCUGAAAGCACUGUAUUCAGGGAUUGCCCCUGCGAUGCUACGCCAGGCUUCCUAUGGCACCAUCAAGAUAGGCACCUACCAGAGCCUUAAGCGGUUAUUUGUCGAGCGCCCAGAAGAUGAGACCCUUCUGAUAAAUGUGGUCUGUGGAAUUCUCUCUGGAGUCAUAUCCUCAAGCAUUGCUAAUCCAACUGACGUUUUGAAAAUACGGAUGCAAGCACAAAACAGCACCCUUCAAGGAGGAAUGAUCGGCAACUUCAUUAACAUUUACCAGCAAGAGGGCACGAGAGGACUGUGGAAGGGCGUGUCCCUUACUGCCCAGAGGGCCGCUAUUGUCGUCGGCGUGGAGCUGCCAGUCUACGAUCUCACCAAGAAGCAUCUGAUUCUCUCGGGCCUGAUGGGAGACACUGUGUAUACACAUUUCCUCUCAAGCUUCACCUGUGGGCUGGCCGGGGCCCUGGCCUCAAACCCCGUCGAUGUUGUAAGGACACGCAUGAUGAAUCAGAGGGUCCUUCGUGACGGCAGAUGCCCUGGCUACAAAGGUACCUUGGAUUGCUUGUUGCAGACAUGGAAGAAUGAAGGUUUUUUUGCUCUAUAUAAAGGGUUUUGGCCAAAUUGGUUGAGACUUGGUCCUUGGAAUAUUAUUUUCUUUGUGACGUACGAGCAGUUGAAGAAACUGGAUUUGUGACAAGUCAAAACUGCAUGAGACAUCCCUCUGAAAAUGCUCACUUGCGAAAUAGCAAAGCGUCUUGUUUCCCACUGCUUCCCCCUGCUCAGCCCCUCCCAGGUUGUGAGGUGUGAGCAACAGGUGAAGACGGGGUUAGCUGGGAUUGUGGUGUCCUGGCUUUCGACACGCCGCACCAAACGUUGAACAGCAUAAACUGUCACCUCCAGACCCCCGACCUUACCAUUCAAGUGCCCUUUGACAUCGAAGAUGAUGCGAGAUGCAUGUCUCCUGGUUGAGAAAACUUGCAUGAAGAUCAGCACCCGUGGACCCUCUUCUUCAGGGGAAAGCAGCUCCUGAGCAUCUGAGCUCGCGGCUCAAGAGGCUCUUCAGAACCAUGGAUAGCGCCUCCAAGAGGGCGUUUUUGCUCCUCAACUUCUUGGCUUUGUGUCCACUGGAGAAGUUUCACACACGGCGGGAGACCUGGACUUUUCAACCCCGGGGUUUUGCACUGUUUUAUAAUUUCCUAUUUUUGGCAGGCUCUCUCACUUCUAGUAAGUGAUUUUUUUUUAAGCCUUUGAUGACGGGACCUUGGUGAGGCAUUGUUACAGAGUGUUACUAUCGAAACCCGUGAUGUGGGUAACGUUGGCUCUGAAGGUGGGAGAGUCUGUGUUGGUGGGAGCUGUUUGGAAGCUACUUGGAUUCCGUCUGAGGUCAUGUUUGUGAUCUGUGAUUUCUGGCCAAGGUUUUAUUUCCCCAAUCUGUAAAAUGGGUGUAAUAACAUCUAUUGAUGUUGAAGGUUAGGCGAAGAUAACAGUAGCUGCUUGUAUACUUGUAUGUGAGCUCGUGCGCUUGACUUGUAGGAUAAGUGUGUUUACAUCAUGCUGUCCUGUAGUCACAACCCCAGAACACGUGAUCGGUGGCUGUAGAAGAGGGUCGUUUUAUCUUGGGCUCCUCCUGAGCGAGGUCCUUGGUUAAGAGCCUGGAGAAAGAAAGAGGUUAAGACUUUAUUACAUUGCCCUUAGCAAAAUGUUGCAGGUGAAUCAAAAAAAGAGUUGAUUUCCUCCCCCCCAGAUUUCUCACUUUUUAUUUACUUUGGUUCUGGUCGCUUUUAUUAAAAUAUUUCCUGUCUUGGACUUGCUCCUCAGUUCGGAUGGAAACUACUUGCUUGAAAUUUGA